Messenger RNA from Culicoides brevitarsis, 1205 nucleotides. RefSeq names its product very-long-chain 3-oxoacyl-CoA reductase-like. Lineage: Eukaryota; Metazoa; Arthropoda; Insecta; Diptera; Ceratopogonidae. Gene Ontology annotation, cellular component: endoplasmic reticulum. Gene Ontology annotation, molecular function: oxidoreductase activity. The record is from RefSeq and is a predicted model, not a curated record. Bases 114 to 1076 code for a protein of 320 amino acids. The transcript is spliced from 3 exons.
AAUACAAACAUAUUUAAUACAUAUACUAAAUUAAUUGUGUAGACAAAAUUCGAAAACCUUAAUCAAUCGAAGUGGCGUGUUCACACCGCAGUUGUCGCCUAAAGUUGAGAGAAAUGGGCUGUAUUAUGGAGUGGUUCGGCAUAUUUGCCACAAUUACUUUACUACUACAAAUAUUUAAAAAAGUUUUCCCGUGGUUUUACGAAAAUAUUCUCGCUCCUCGUUAUUCGAGGCUUUCACUGAAAAAGUUUGGAAAAUGGGCCGUGAUAACGGGAGCUACAGAUGGAAUCGGAAAAGAAUAUGCUAAAAAUCUGGCCAAAAAUGGCGUGAACGUUGUUUUAAUCAGCAGGACAAUAUCAAAAUUGGAAGAUGUUGCAAAAGAGAUCAAAGCAGAAUUCACCGUGGAGACACGUAUAAUUGAUGUUGACUUCAAAAAUGGUCCUGAAAUUUAUGAAAAAAUCGAAAAAAAUAUUCAAGACUUGGAAGUUGGGAUUUUAGUGAAUAAUGUUGGAAUGUCCUAUACAUCUCCAGAAUAUUUUCUUUCAAUUCCUAAUCGUGACUCGCUUCUUGUAGACUUGAUUCAAUGCAAUAUUACUUCAGUUUUAAAUAUGACUAAAAUGCUUUUGCCUAAAAUGGUGGAAAGAAACUGUGGUGUGGUCAUUAAUAUUUCCUCUUUAUCGGCUGUCAUUCCUGCUCCUUUGAUAAGUGUUUACGCCGCAACAAAGUCUUUUGUUGAUAAAUUUUCAGAUGAUUUAGCAACAGAGUACAAAAAUCGAGGUAUUGUUAUUCAAAGUGUAUUGCCCGGUCCUGUGGCGACAAAUAUGUCCAAAAUCAAAAAACCGACGUGGAUGGCACCUUCAGCAAAACAAUUUGUAGGUUCAGCAAUCAAGACUCUAGGAAUUUCGUCUCAUACUACUGGCUAUUAUCCACAUUCAAUAUUGAAAUUAUCUAUUGACGCGAUUGAUUUUUUUUCUCCGUCAUAUGCUCGCAAUAUUUCAUUAAAAACGAUAGAAAACAUUAGAAAAAGAGCAAUUAAACGCAAAGAAGCUAAUAGAAACAAAGAUAACAAAAACAACUAAACAAAUUGUUGUACAGAACACAUACAGAAUAUGAAAUUGAAAAAAUUCAUAUUACUUAUUAUUUUUUAAAUAAUUCAACACAAAUUAAUAUAAUUUUUGAGUCACACAAUAAAUAUAUAUUUGUUUUUA